Fusarium tjaetaba is the source of this 1290-nucleotide messenger RNA. Its product is annotated as adenylyltransferase and sulfurtransferase UBA4. The transcript is spliced from 4 exons. Gene Ontology annotation, cellular component: cytosol; cytoplasm. Gene Ontology annotation, biological process: tRNA wobble position uridine thiolation; protein urmylation. Gene Ontology annotation, molecular function: thiosulfate-cyanide sulfurtransferase activity; adenylyltransferase activity; URM1 activating enzyme activity. Lineage: Eukaryota; Fungi; Ascomycota; Sordariomycetes; Hypocreales; Nectriaceae. The record is from RefSeq and is a predicted model, not a curated record. Bases 1 to 1290 code for a protein of 429 amino acids.
AUGGAAGAAAUCGAUAGUAUUCGAAGAGAAAUCGCAAAGCGAGAAGUCGAACUCGCAGAUCUUCGCUCUCAACUCGCAGCCGCAGAGUCACAAGCCCGUGAAUCUCAAGAAGCGUGGAAAUGGCCACUCAAUAACCACGAGCUAGUUUCCCUUCAGAUGGUUCUGCUUGUUGGAGCGGGAGGUCUGGGAUGUCCUGCUGCUGCCUACCUCGCUGGUUCAGGGAUUGGCACGAUCGGUCUUGUUGAUGGGGAUGAAGUUGAGGUUUCGAAUUUGCAUCGUCAAGUUGCGCAUUCGACGGGUCGUGUUGGUAUGAGCAAGGUUCAGAGUGCGAUUACAUAUCUCAAAGACCUUAACCCGACGAUAACUUAUAAUGCGCACAACACACAUCUUACACCGCAGAACGCUGAGGACAUUGUAUCGGGUUAUGAUUUAGUCCUUGAUUGUACUGAUCAUCCUACGUCCCGCUAUCUCAUCUCAGAUAUCUGCGUUCUCCUCUCAAAGCCUCUUGUUUCGGCAUCUGCAUUCCAAACUUCAGGUCAACUGAUUGUUCUAAACAAUCCUCCUGGAAAAGGCCCCUGUUAUCGCUGCGUAUUCCCUACGCCUCCACCACCAGAUAGCGUGGUUGGAUGUGGUGAGGGUGGAAUCAUCGGACCUAUUGUUGGUACAAUGGGUGUCUUACAGGCUCUGGAGGCCAUCAAGUUGAUUUCAAGAGGUGAUCUCGACACCCAUGGAGAGGCCAAGACACCGAUGUUGUUACUUUUCAGUGGCAUGUCUGAUACUCCUUUCCGAUCUGUGAGGAUGAGGGGUAGAAGAAAGACUUGUCUGGCUUGUGGUGAUGAGAACAGACUGACUUUGAGUGAGUUGAAGAACUCAAUGGACUAUGUUCAGUUUUGUGGUGUCAAGCAGCCUGUUCAGUUACUCCAGCCUGACGAGCGAGUCACGGCGAAGGAGUAUGAUGAGCUCACCAAGUCAGAGAAUAAGGAGAUGCUUCUCGUGGACGUCCGGGAAAAGGAGCAUUUCGACCUCUGCAAUAUUUCAGGUUCGGUCAACAUCCCCAUCAGUCGCUUCAUGAGCGCUCGCGGUGAAACUACACCAGAAGGAUGGCCAAGCGAUCUGCCCCAUUCGACCCCCAUAUACGUCGUUUGCCGAGUAGGCAACGAUUCGCAGAUUGCCGCACAGAAACUCAAGGACCUAGGAUUAGGGAACAACGGAGACAGAUUUAUCGGCGAUAUUCUUGGUGGUAUCAAAUCUUGGAAAGACACUGUUGAUCCAUCUGUACCUUUUAUAUAG